AUGGUCAAAAGCCCUAGGCCCGACUCGGCAGUUAGUCUACCCAGACUGGUACCCUCCACCGACAAGCACAAGGAGACCUCAGCUGUUGUGUCCCUUGGGGAGUAUGAGGGCACGAUGAGGGUCCUCAUUGAGUACUGCCAACGAUGCUACAGACACCCAUGGUGUGUUCAUCACAACGAGGAGAAAUACUUCACACAGUUCAUGGACAUCGCUGGUCGCAUUAGUCAAGCUUUCCCCGAGGUCGGCGAGAUUGUUGAUGUCAAGGACCCUCGUAUCGGCGCUUUGGAGAUUACUGUUGUGAAUGGUCCACACCAGCAAGUGGUGUUCUCUAAGCUACAGUCGGGCAGAUGGCCCAACGUGUCGAAUAUUUUAGACCGUAUAAGACGAGUUGCCCACAGGAUGGUGACGUCGGAGGGUAGGGACAGUCUUCUUGUUGAAAACGAGUUCCUCACUUCGCGUCACCAUACCAUUGUAGUCCAUCUGGCUGCUGAUGCGCCGGUUCCGUUUGUUCUCGGACUGGAGAUAACUGACAGAGCCCCCUUCCUAGUAACGGUGGUGGAAGAGGGGAAAUACGGUGCUGAAUGUGGUGUCGCUAGAAGAGACAUUUUACACUGCAUAAACGGCAAGGCGUGCGACCGUAUGGACCUCGAUGAGCUCUUGAUCGAGCUUAGGAAACGGCCGAUGAGUCUGUAUUGUCGCCGCUUCGAUCACAAUAAGAAGACACGGCGUCAAGUUGGAGGGCCAAUCACCUUCACCAGACUAUUCGGUGGACGGCCGACUUCGGGUAGAGUGGAGAAGGCCGCAGCAAUUCACCGUCAACGACAACGUAUGGGAAUGGCUACCAUCCCACGAAGGCCCUCGCCGUCUCUAAGACUGCCCCGACCGAUGAAGGGAAUCGACGGCAUGCACGG
Messenger RNA from Perkinsus marinus ATCC 50983, 911 nucleotides. RefSeq lists its product as hypothetical. NCBI's taxonomy places the organism in Eukaryota, Perkinsozoa, Perkinsida, Perkinsidae. Gene Ontology annotation, molecular function: protein binding. The record is from RefSeq and is a predicted model, not a curated record. The annotation marks the transcript as partial. The transcript has a single exon.